AUGCAUUUGGCUGAGAAAUCUUUUAUCUCCAGGGGAACAGUGCGUUCAACAGAAGUCACCAAUGAUCGAGGACGGCAAUCUCUGAAUGUCUGCUCCGUGACCUAUGUAGAGAUUGCACACCAUUCAAGAACGUCACGCUCAGCCGGGGUGCUAAAAUGGGCUUCGGCACAAUUGAGACUCUACCAUUCUCUGGGUCAGCAAACCUUCUUGUUGCUGCUGCUACUCUUCCCAGAUGCUGCCUUUCCCCUUGCUGCUCAUAACUUGAAACCAGCCCUGCCUCCCAUUGUAAAAGACAAACCUUUCCUAGUGACUUGGAAUGCGCCAACGGCUCGCUGUGCAGCUGCCUACGACGUCCCUCUCCACUUGGACUCCUACGGCAUCCUGGUGAAUUCCCAGGAAGCCUUUGUGGGUGGGAACAUCACCAUCUUCUACUAUGACCAACUAGGCUUAUAUCCGUAUUAUGUGAACACAACAGUGGCAUCCAGUGCGGUUCACGGUGGCUGUCCUCAGAAUGUCAGCUUGAAAGACCACCUGGAGAAGAUGACAAAAGACAUCGCUGUGGCCAUGCCCUCACACUCUUUUGCAGGUCUCGCUGUGAUUGACUGGGAGAACUGGAGGCCUCAGUGGAUUCGGAACUGGGACAAAAAAAAUAUCUACCGGGACAUGUCCCUCCUCUUGGUCAAGCAAAGAAACCACCAUUUAUCUGAUUAUGAAGCUGAGCUGGAGGCCAAAUGGGAGUUUGAGACAGCUGCCCAGAAUUUUAUGACAGACACUCUCCGCUUAGCCCAAUCUCUGCGCCCCAAUGGCUGGUGGGGCUACUACCUCUUUCCCGACUGUUACAACUAUGAUUACUUGGAUGACUUUGAGGGCUUCACGGGUCACUGUCCCCCGGUGGAAGUGCAACGCAAUAAUGACCUCUCUUGGCUUUGGGAGCACAGCAGGGCCCUCUACCCGUCCAUCUACAUGGAAGAGAUGCUGAGAACUUCUCCUCAAGGGAAGAAGUUUGUGAGGGCCAAAGUGGGCGAGGCCUUGAGAGUGGCUGAGUUGCCCUCUGCCCAACAUUCCCUACCUGUUUUUGUGUAUGCCAGGCCAUUCUACACCUACACUCUGAAGGAGCUGAGCCAGACAGACCUGGUGUACACCAUAGGGCAGGCUGCAGCCAUGGGUGCUCAUGGCCUUGUACUCUGGGGAGACGCAGAAUAUUCUCGGAACCGGACCAAUUGCUUAAAGGUCCAGAAAUAUCUGACAAGCACUUUAGGCCCAUAUAUUGUCAACGUGACCAGGGCAACUGAGCUCUGCAGCCGUCAUAUCUGCAAUAAUCAUGGCCGCUGCGUUCGCCGGAGAAUGGACUCUGACGCUUAUUUACACCUUGGUCUUAAUCCUACGGAGGGCAUAUCCACCCUUGAGUUGGCCAACAGGACUUUAAGCCAACAACAGAAGGUCAAGAUGGAGCAGGAGUUUGCUUGUCAUUGCUACAAGGGAUGGAGUGGCAAAAGGUGCCUUUUCAAGGGGCACAGCGUGCGAUUGUGGGCAGACAGUUGGUGCAUUUACGGCACAGUUUUGUCUGUACUUUGGAUAAGGUAUUUAUGA
Thamnophis elegans (Western terrestrial garter snake) is the source of this 1590-nucleotide messenger RNA. RefSeq names its product hyaluronidase-4-like. Lineage: Eukaryota; Metazoa; Chordata; Lepidosauria; Squamata; Natricidae. The record is from RefSeq and is a predicted model, not a curated record. Gene Ontology annotation, molecular function: hyalurononglucosaminidase activity. Gene Ontology annotation, biological process: hyaluronan catabolic process; carbohydrate metabolic process. The transcript has 4 exons. Bases 1 to 1590 code for a protein of 529 amino acids.